CAACCACCAUUACAUCCAGUUGGCGUCAGCGACAUGGAAUGCAGUUCCGGGGCCCUAUCUGCGGGGACCAGUCUGGACCACGUUCCAUGAUUGCAACACCGUAACACGGGGGGCUUACUCGACAUGCAAGUUCCAACAACACCCCACCCGCCACCAACCAUGCUGCGUCCCACCCCAUCGUGCUUCGGAAGCAAGGAACCCUCCAUAACCCUCCAUCCCGUCUAAUAUGUAUGUUUCCUGCCGUCUUAUCGCAGCCAAUACCGACCCCAGUACGCCCUGGCACACUGGCCUGUCUUCCAAACCUCUGACUUCAAUGUAUUAGUCUCACUCUCUAUGUUAGGGAUUGCGUGGGCUUUAAGGUUCAUCGUUCCUCUUCGCACUAGAAUCUGCUAUUUCUAGCCUUGCCCCCUCUCAUCAAUGACCGCCAUCAUUCGAUAACAAAGUCAUCGCACUGGGCGCCAUACAGGCAUACAGUCAAACAUUAAGCCUGACGAAAUAUCAUGGGCGUCUCAACAGCCCCGGCGACCAUCAAGAUCGAUGAGGACUCGCUUCAGCGCGUCCACUCCGAGCCGGCCGGCCAGUCAACCGGCGUCGCAUUCCCAGAUGGCGGGACAGCAGGUGGAAUCUACCACACCAGGAGUAUCACGGGCGUGUCGUUUGACAGACGCACCGGCCGUCUCUCUCGCGAGCCUGACGCGUCGGGGACCGCCCACGCGGGCCCAGAUGUCGAAGAAGGAGAGGAUUGGCGUGACGAGGACGUGAAGAAGAAGCAGGUCUUCCGGGGUGCAACGCUGUUGCUAUUGGCUUAUCAGUCCAUUGGCGUGAUCUACGGGGAUAUUGGUACAAGCCCGCUCUACGUCUACUCGUCGACUUUCUUGGCACCGCCGUCGUACGACGAGCUUGUCCAAGUCUUGUCCGUUAUCAUCUGGUCCAUCACGAUUAUGGUCACCUUGAAAUACGUCUUCAUCAUCCUCCAUGCCGACAAUGAGGGCGAGGGUGGCACGUUUAGCUGCUAUUCCCUACUUACAAGAUUUGCAUACAUUGCUCAUCGCGGUCCUCGCGAAGAAGUCACGAUCCGGAUGGAGCGCUACCUAUCGUCGGAUCUCCGGCGCACCAACCGUAGCUUGCGGGCCGGGAUCGAGAAGAGCAAGAUCACGCACGUGGUGCUCAAGACCAUCGGCGUGCUUGCGGUGUCCAUGGUCCUGGCCGACGGCGUGCUCACACCGGCGCAGUCCGUCCUCGGCGCAGUCCAGGGGCUGAAGGUUGUGAGGCCGGAUAUCAGCACGUCGACUGUGGUGGGGACAUCGUGCGGCAUCCUGAUUGUGCUGUUCACGAUCCAGCCGCUGGGGACGACCAGGAUCGCAUUUCUGUUCGCGCCCAUCGUCAUCAUCUGGCUCGGCUUCAACUGCGGCUUCGGAAUCUACAAUCUCGUGCACUACGACUCGAGCGUGCUCAAGGCCUUCAGUCCGUACUUCGCCAUCCAGUUCUUCGUCCAGCACAAGACGGCCGGGUGGCGCAUGCUCGGAGGCAUCCUGCUCGCCUUCACCGGCGUCGAGGCCCUCUUUGCCGACCUCGGGGCCUUCAGCGCGCGGGCCAUCCAGCUGAGCUGGACAUGCUACACCUACCCCUGUCUCCUGCUCGCAUACAUCGGGCAGGCCGCAUUCAUCAGCGUCCACCCGGACGCGGUGUCGAACCCGUUCUUCCACUCAGCACCACCGGGGAUGCUCUACCCAGCGCUGGUCGCCGCAGUCCUUGCCGCCAUCGUGGCCAGCCAGGCCAUGAUCACGGCGACCUUCCAGCUGAUCAGCCAGCUCAUGAAGCUGUCGUACUGCCCGCAGGUGAGAGUCGUGCACACGUCGCGCAUCUUCCACGGGCAGCUGUACGUGCCCUUCUUCAACUGGCUGCUCAUGGCCGGCGCCAUCCUCGUGACGGCCGUCUACAGCGACACGACGCGGCUCGGCAACGCCUACGGCGUGUGCGUCAUGUUCGUCACCUUCUUCGACACGUGCAUGGUCACGCUGGUGUCGCUGAUCGUGUGGAAGCUUCCCCCUUGGCUCGUCGCCCUCCCCUGGCUCUUCUUCGCCCUCGUCGACGGCCUCUACCUCUCCUCGGCGCUCAACAAGGUUCCCGACGGCGCCUGGUUCACCCUGACGCUGUCGGCCAUCCUCGCCGGGCUCUUCCUCCUCUGGCGCUUCGGCAAGGAGAACCAGUGGCGCGCCGAGGCCGAGGACCGCUUCAAGCCGCACCAGCUCCUCGUCGUCCGCGAGGAUUACGACGGCGGCGGCGGCGGCCAGCUACUGCGCCUGACGGAUCGCUGGGGCGGAGACUCGCUCAGCGUCAUUCGCGGUAUGGGUAUCUUCUUCGACAAGUUUGGCGUGCUGACCCCGGCCGUGUUUACGCAUUUUGUGAGUAAGUUUGUUGCGGUACCCGAGGUGGCUGUUUUCUUCCAUCUGCAUCCCGUGGAGGUGCCCACCGUCCCCGCCGAGGAGAGGUACCACAUUUCCAGGUUUGGGGCGGUGCCCGGGUGCUAUAGGCUCGUGAUCAGGCACGGCUUCAUGGACGAGGUCAUCAGCCCGGACCUGGCGGCGCUGGUGUACGAGCAGGUCAGGAAGGCUAUUGUUUCGCGACAGGCCGCCGAUCUGCUGGCUGCUACGACUGAAAAGGGGGUUGAGAGGGACGAGGAGAAGGCGGAUAGCAGCAACCAGGAGGGUGGCGGUUCCGAUCCGGAUGAGACUACGACCACCACCCCCACCACCACCACCACCAAGGUCCCCGCCGCCGAGGAGGCAUGUACCACGACUAGUAGUGGUGGGAACAACGCCGGGAAUGCGGCAACCCUCCCGCCAGAGCUGCGCGACGAGGAGCUCGCGGCGGAACUAGCCCGCUUGGACCGGGCGUAUGCGGCCAAGAUCAUGUACAUUGUCGGCAAGGAGCAGAUGCGGGUGAAGGAGACGUCUUCGCUUGGGCGGAGGCUGCUGCUACAGGUCUUCCUGUGGAUCAGGGAUAACACGCGGGCGAAGAUUGCGAAUCUGAGGUUGGCGAUGGAUCGUGUGGUGGAGGUUGGGUUUGUUAAAGAUAUAUGACACCGGUUGCGGGUGGUUGAGUUUAGAGGGGGAGAGUUGUUCGGUGAUGUCGGUAGGAUGGGACAUAUUUGGGUCUGGUAGUUGGAUUGCUAUAGUUAUUAGGCUUAAUGAUACUAGAGUCCU
This is a messenger RNA of Chaetomium strumarium, 3206 nucleotides long. RefSeq names its product potassium transporter-domain-containing protein. Gene Ontology annotation, cellular component: membrane. Gene Ontology annotation, biological process: potassium ion transmembrane transport. NCBI's taxonomy places the organism in Eukaryota, Fungi, Ascomycota, Sordariomycetes, Sordariales, Chaetomiaceae. The transcript is spliced from 4 exons. The record is from RefSeq and is a predicted model, not a curated record. Gene Ontology annotation, molecular function: potassium ion transmembrane transporter activity. Bases 501 to 3083 code for a protein of 860 amino acids.